UAGGUGAAAUGAAGAUGAUCUCAAUGAAAAAAUCAAUCUUAUUUACUUUAGCCACAUGUCUUCUUUUAGCCUCAAAAACUACCUGCCUCGAUGGAUCAGUAAUGACCAGCUUGCAGAGCAGAGAAGAAUACAGUGAUGAUACCUAUUCAGAGUCUACUGAAGACAUUAUAGAAGAAAAGCAGAAAAACCUGAACCUUGAAGACCUGAAGGACUGGGGAUUGAAGAACAUCAUAAAGAUGAGUCCAGCAGUGCACAAGGUGGCGAGCUCAGUUGCUAAUUUGCCACUGAGGUUUGGCAGGAACUUUCAGGAAGCGAGAAGCAUCAAACCAGCAGCCAACCUGCCUCUCAGAUUUGGACGAGCACUUGCAGAAAACCUUUCAAGACAGGCCCUUCCUUUCUCACACAGGCUUGAGAGGGCUCCGGUGGUCCAGAGUGCCAUCCAUUCUCUUGCCAACCUGCCACAACGAUUUGGAAGGUCGCUUAUCUUCAGCCUACCUCAAGAGAUCCAAGGCAAUAAUAGAUUUGGCGAUUUAAACAACCUUAUGAAAAGGGAACCGGAUGAUGAAGAAGAAAGCCAAGAUAACUGGAAGUUUUUGGCUCAAUCUCCUUACUAAAAAGUUGAAGCAGAGAAACAGAUAAAGGAAAGAGAAGAGCUCUGCCUUCAAAUUAUGAUGUCAGUUGUCAAGCAUUUGUCUUUAUGCAAGCAUUUGCAAGGCAUUGGCGGUAAUUGUUGUACUAAUUUAUUUCUGUAU
Hemicordylus capensis (graceful crag lizard) is the source of this 752-nucleotide messenger RNA. RefSeq names its product neuropeptide VF precursor (gene NPVF). The record is from RefSeq and is a predicted model, not a curated record. The coding region runs from base 9 to 614 and encodes 201 amino acids. The transcript is spliced from 3 exons. Gene Ontology annotation, molecular function: signaling receptor binding. Lineage: Eukaryota; Metazoa; Chordata; Lepidosauria; Squamata; Cordylidae. Gene Ontology annotation, biological process: negative regulation of gonadotropin secretion; neuropeptide signaling pathway.